AACAAAAGUGGUGGAGCUUCUGCUCGGGCCAGCCACCCCGGACUCGCCCGCCCCCAGCGGUCGCCUACAUGGAGCCCGUGGCCAGCAACAUCCAGGUCCUGCUGCAGGCGGCCGAGUUCCUGGAGCGCCGCGAGAGGGAGGCCGAGCACGGAUACGCGUCCCUGUGCCCGCACCGCAGUCAGGGCACCAUCUACAGGAGGAGGAAGCGACCCCCGCAGCCGGCAGCGCUGGACAGCGGACGGUCCGUGCACAACGAGCUGGAGAAGCGCAGGAGGGCACAGCUGAAGCGGUGCCUGGAGCAGCUGAAACAACAGAUGCCCCUGGGGGCCGACUGCGCCCGGUACACGACGCUGAGCCUGCUGCGCCGUGCCAGGACGCACAUUCAGAAGCUGGAGGAGCAGGAGCAGCGGGCCCAACGGCUCAAGGAGAAGCUGCGCAGUCAGCAGCAGAGCUUGCGGCGGCAGCUGGAGCGGCUGGGCGGGCUGUCCAGCAGCGGGGAGCGGGAGCGACUGCGCACACAUAGCCUGGACUCGUCGGGCCUCUCCUCGGAACGCUCGGACUCUGAUCAAGGUGAGUGCCCGAGGCCCGGGUGGCGGCGGGGAAGGGGGGAAGGGGCCCUCCUGACCGGCCUUCCCUGUGCAGAGGAACUAGACGUGGACGUGGACGUGGAGAGCCUGGUGUUUACCGGCGAGGCAGACCUGCUGCGGAGUUUCAGCGCCGGCCGGGAGCACAGCUACUCGCACGGCGCCAGCGCCUGGCUCUGAUGCCGACUGCCCCGGCGCCUGGGCCUCACCUUCCCUGCCUGUCGGCUGAGCCGCAGGAGACGCCCUGCCAAGCCUCCAGCGCUGCUGGGAGUCACUUGUUGUAAUGGACUCAAAGGACCCCGAUGUGGGAGUGGGUGCUAAGCCGCCCCUGCUGGCUGCCAGGGGUACCCCUCAUCUGGAAGCGACUGGGGCUCCCCAGCCCCUGUACAGCAAGGGGGCUGGGGUCCUAGCUUGCCCUUCCAGGCUCUCUCUAGCACUUAUCCUCUGCUGGCCCCAGUGGGGCCAGAAACCACCUGAAUCCUCAUGCCCUCUGCCCAUGACACAGACUGCCCAGUAUUUUCAUUAAAAGCCUCCUUU
This is a messenger RNA of Ochotona curzoniae (black-lipped pika), 1121 nucleotides long. RefSeq names its product MAX dimerization protein 3 (gene MXD3). Gene Ontology annotation, biological process: regulation of transcription by RNA polymerase II. NCBI's taxonomy places the organism in Eukaryota, Metazoa, Chordata, Mammalia, Lagomorpha, Ochotonidae. The record is from RefSeq and is a predicted model, not a curated record. The coding region runs from base 69 to 764 and encodes 231 amino acids. The transcript is spliced from 5 exons. Gene Ontology annotation, molecular function: protein dimerization activity; DNA-binding transcription factor activity, RNA polymerase II-specific; RNA polymerase II cis-regulatory region sequence-specific DNA binding.